AUGCUUCCCAGUAUCAAGGCAAAGUUGAUUGAGGAAGUAGUGAAAGAGCGCAAUAAGUACAUUACCAAAGAUGCACCCAGUGGCACAAAAGGCGACGAGCUUGUCCAAGCAGCUGCGGCUACAGUCGGUUUCUUCUCAGAGAUCAGCCAUCAUCGGAAAGAGAAGCCGGUCAAAGGGAAAGUGGCCGACUGCGAGACGGCAGCCGCUACCAAAUCCCCAGGCCUGCCACAGACAUCUGAAGAAGGAACAUGCGGAACACCUGCGGCUCUCACUCCUAAGGGCCAUUCCGAAGCCUUCCUCUACCGCCAUCCGCCUCCAAUCUCUUCUAUCAGCCAGCCAGAUCGGCCCUUAGCAUCGCCAGUCCUCAUCCCACAACGCCGCCCGAACAAACGAGCUCGAGGCUUCACACCCGCCUACGCUCCCAUUCUUGACGACUUCGAUGUUCCAAAGAAUGCAUUCCUCGACUUCAUUAUCACGCUUAAUGCAUCACUUGAGCCGAGCCCCUACCUAAACGCUAUCAAUCUGGCUAGUUUCGCCGGCGAAGCGUCCCCGGAGCCUCUUGUUGGUUUCCUGAUCGGCGAAGCCGUCGAGACAGUCACGGACGCUAUCAUGGAGGCACACAGUCGAAUGAAGUCGAACUAUUUCCUAGAAAUGGUGAAUGAGGGCUUCUUCGCACCAAGGGGGCUAUUUGCGUUUGUGGGGUUAUGGCGGCCGGACGCGAACAAGAACGAGUCGGCUGAAGCAUUGUGCGUCGAAGAAGAUUUUCUCGCGUCACAUCCACAAGUUAGUGUGACAACCGCCAGUGAUAAUACUGCAAAGAGCGAUGCGAUUACUGCAAAGGGUGGAUGGAGGAAGUAUCAACACCAAUUGCAGCGGGCAAUGCUUCCUUCUGGUGGCGACUUCAGUACUAUUGUUCCAGCACCACUACUAUGGCCUUCUAGCGAGGAGAUUGCUGCUGCAAUACCAGGGAAUAAGACUAAGAAGAAGGGUCGAUUCGAUCGAGCCGGCUUGUGGAUGGACGAACACGUCGACAAGCACUCGCAAAUCACCUGGACCCAGGAGAACCCCAAGCAUCCAUUGGCCGGAAGUUUGCCCAAGUCCGAAUUUCGAUCGCGGUACGCAGAUCCGAGUCACGCUGCGAGCAGCGGAGACGUUAUUGCGCUGUUCACUGGUGGACAAUGGCAUACAAAGGAAGACGAGAAGAAGAAAGCAAAAGAGGCACGAAAACAAUUGGAGAAAGAGAGAAAGAAAGAGAAGAAGCUCGAAUAUAAAAGGGAGAAGGCAAGACUGAAACAGCAGAAGUCAAGAGCAGAGGCUAGUGCUGCAAGUGAUAAUGACUCGAAGGGAAAAAACAAUGAUGAUGAGACUGAAGUUGACCAGCGCAAGCGUAGAGCCUCCAAUGACCCGAGAAACUCGAAUGAAGAAUGCAGAGUGAAAGGGAAUAUAAAGAGUGGCUUCAGCAGUCUUCUCGAGGAUAACCUCCUAUACUUGGUCAUUGUACAGCACCCCUCGUUAGCUAGCAGCAAGUAA
Molecule: messenger RNA, 1530 nt
Organism: Didymella exigua CBS 183.55
Lineage: Eukaryota; Fungi; Ascomycota; Dothideomycetes; Pleosporales; Didymellaceae
Exons: 2
Coding region: 1-1530 (509 amino acids)
Source: RefSeq, a predicted model, not a curated record